Messenger RNA from Anopheles coustani, 1947 nucleotides. Its product is annotated as ADP-dependent glucokinase. Gene Ontology annotation, biological process: glucose metabolic process. NCBI's taxonomy places the organism in Eukaryota, Metazoa, Arthropoda, Insecta, Diptera, Culicidae. Gene Ontology annotation, cellular component: endoplasmic reticulum. Bases 118 to 1605 code for a protein of 495 amino acids. The transcript is spliced from 3 exons. Gene Ontology annotation, molecular function: ADP-specific glucokinase activity. The record is from RefSeq and is a predicted model, not a curated record.
UCCGUUUGUAUCAAUAAACCGGUAUUUUGCGUUACGAUCAAAUCGCCAAACGAUUUAUUCUGCGUAGGGAUGUUUUAGUGUUUCUUUUAUUCUACGGGUUUUGCACCACACGUUGAAAUGUUUUCGCUACUCAGCACGGCAACAAUGCUGGGUGCGUUUACCGCACUGCUUGCCAUCGUCUUUCAAGCGUAUCUGGCAUCGAACGAAUUGGUCAAGUUGACCGUGGUCCUGCAGCAUUUGCGCGACCUAGAGGUGGAGUUUCCGGUGAACGGACCACGAGUGGCCAUCGGGUAUGGAUCUUGCAGCGAUCUGCACGUGCGGGCGGUCGAUUUCCUCCAGUAUAACGACAACAUCCGAACGGAAUUGAACGCAACCGAGUACACGUUCGACGACAUAGCGAACGAGGAGGAAUUUCUUCUCAAUUUUGCCUACUAUUUCCAACGUGGAGCGGCAGCAGAACGGUUCACAGCCAAUCGAGAGAUGUUUUUAGAGCUAGUUCAAAGGGCGAAAAAAUCGCCCUCCGUCCAGCAUCAUUGGGCGCUCGGCGGCAACGCUCCGGUCAUCGGAACGCGGAUGGCCAUCGAAGGAGCCAAUGUAAUUCUAGGCGCAAAAAUGUCUUCCAAAUUGAAAACACAUCUCAAGGAAGAGGUACACCUAACCGGAAGCCUUAUCGAGGACGAUGAUAUUCAUCUGAUCCUGGAGUACAAUACUGGCGAUACCUGGGGGGAUCUGGUUUCGCCACGUGCAAACCGCUACAUUCUACACAACGACCACCACAAUCCGUUCCUCAGUUCGCUGGAAGAGUUCGAUGAGCCGCUGCGCAACUUCCAACCGGACCUUUUCAUCGUAAGCGGACUGCAGAUGAUGGACAAUUACGUCUAUCCACCCGGUGUGCGCGAAGCACGGCUGGAAAAAGUACGCCAGCAAAUGCAGGCCCAGUCUCGACAUCCCCAAACGCUCAUCCACUUCGAGAUGGCCAGUUUCGUUGAACUGGAGCUGCUGCAGCUUCUCCGCCACAAGGUACUACCGUACGCCGACUCGAUCGGUAUGAACGAGCAGGAACUAGACAACCUGCAGCAGGUGCUCGAAACGGGCAAGAUAAGUCUCGUGGCAGACUGUAACCCGCGGGUGGCGCACUCCCUCGAUCAAGCCCGUGCCGUUUUUCGUAAGCUUAAUGCCGAAUUUUACCAACAUUCCACGGCCGACAGUACCCGCCGACCACUGUCCCGUAUUCACCUGCACACGCUCGCCUAUCAGGCCUUCAUCGUAGCCAAGGACAGUCGCUGGCAGAACACGAAAAAUGCUGCCGCAAAAGCUUCCCUUACUGCGCACCGCCACGUUUGUGCGACGAACAUCGUUAAUCCCGAUGCGGCGUACCUGCAGAUGGACGACAGUUUUGCCGUAUCGGCCAAAGCGGGUGCGGAUCGUGUGCACUUUAACAACCGUGAUCCUGUUUCGUGCUGGGAAGAAUCGAUCCUCAUCGAUGGAACCCGAUCGGUGGCGGUGGAAAUCUGUGUUGCACCGGUUUUAAUUUGCAAACAUGCCAUACAGACGGUGGGGGCUGGCGAUAACAUUUCCGGAGCGGGUUUGGUGCUGCAAAUCUAGCACGAAAAUAGGUUCCAUUUUUAUUGAAAUUAUUAUAAGACUGCUUAUCCUGGUGUUCAACGUAAGUACGGGCUCUAUUGAGAUUACAGUUACCAUCGUCGGUGUGCAUUACCAACGUUUUUGGGCAAACUAAUUCCGCUUAUUGACAACAUUACUUUUCUUAAACGAAAAGCCGCUUUUCCGGCUUGACCGAGAUAGCAAUAUUAUACUCGAAAGUUUAGUCAACCCAUUCCAUUUUAAGACCUCUGCGUUAUUAAGUUUUACAAUAAUCAAUCGUUUUUUAACUUGUCGCUCUUUCCACUCACUUUCAAUGCAAAGGAUUAGAAAUAAAUGACGACUAAU